CCCAAAAUUGAGCAGUGUCGUUUAACUCUCACACUCUUCCUCAUUUCUUCUUCUUCUCUUUCUCUCGCAACUUUGUUUUUCUCGCGUAACAGUGAGCGAGAGCUAGAGAGAAAAAAAAUGGGGUUCUUCUCCUUCCUGGGUCGCGUUCUCUUUGCUUCCCUCUUCAUCCUCUCCGCAUGGCAGAUGUUCAAUGAAUUUGAUGCCACUGGUGGACCAUUUUCAAAGGAGUUGAUUCCCAAGCUUACAAUUGUGAGGAAAACUUUAUCCUCCAAAUUGGGAGUAGCGAUACCAGAUUUUAACGCAACUUAUGUUCGUCAAGUUGUUGCCACUAUCAUAUUUCUAAAGGGAGUUGGAGGAAUUCUAUUCGUGUUUGGCAGCACAUUUGGAUCCUUUCUUUUGCUUUCGCACCUGGUGCUUACUACUCCAAUUCUAUAUGAUUUCUACAACUAUAGACCUACUAAGCCCGAAUACGGUUUACUUCUAAACGAGUUCAUUCAGAACGUGGCACUUUUUGGCGCAUUGCUAUUUUUCAUAGGGAUGAAGAACUCAAUUCCCAGGAAACAGUUCAGGAAGAAGACGACCCCAAAAACAAAACCAAAAACAAAAGCAGUCUAGAAAUUAGAAAGACAUGUACUAUCUGUUUACUAUGAACAGGCUGUUGAAUCGCUGCGAUGCCGUGUUUUGGAAUAGUUAGUUAAACUUUUCUACAUUGUUGUUUUUUGUUAAUUGGCACAUAACUUGAUUAUGGAUGUGCUUGAGGUUUGUUCACAGUUCUGUUGCACCUGCGGCUAAGAAUAGCUAUUAGCAAAAGAUUUGGUUAGAUUUGGUUGCUAA
Molecule: messenger RNA, 834 nt
Organism: Vicia villosa (hairy vetch)
Lineage: Eukaryota; Viridiplantae; Streptophyta; Magnoliopsida; Fabales; Fabaceae
Exons: 5
Coding region: 118-615 (165 amino acids)
Source: RefSeq, a predicted model, not a curated record